Cygnus olor (mute swan) is the source of this 4835-nucleotide messenger RNA. It is a transcript of the gene ATG13, whose product is annotated as autophagy related 13. Gene Ontology annotation, cellular component: extrinsic component of membrane; cytosol; phagophore assembly site. The transcript is spliced from 18 exons. NCBI's taxonomy places the organism in Eukaryota, Metazoa, Chordata, Aves, Anseriformes, Anatidae. The coding region runs from base 249 to 1898 and encodes 549 amino acids. The record is from RefSeq and is a predicted model, not a curated record. Gene Ontology annotation, biological process: protein localization to phagophore assembly site; autophagosome assembly; mitophagy.
AAAGUGCGGCCGCGGACGCUCAGGCGGCGCCUCCCCCGCCGCGGCGGAUGAAAACAAGCGGCCGGGAUGGCGGCGCGGCGCGGGCCGCGGCUCUGAGGCGGCGAGGAGCCCCGCCGCCACCGCCUCUCCCCACGGGGGCCGGGCCGGAGGCAGCGGCCGGGGCCGGGCGCAGGGAGCGGCGCUGAGGAGCGGGGGCCCCGCGGGAUGAGCCGCCGGCACCGCCGCCCCCGCGCAGAUUGCCAUAUGCAAUGGACACUGAUCUCAGUUCCCAGGACAGGAAGGACCUGGACAAGUUCAUCAAAUUUUUUGCUCUAAAGACGGUACAAGUAAUUGUCCAGGCCCGACUUGGAGAGAAGAUCUGUACCCGAUCAUCAUCCUCCCCAACAGGCUCUGACUGGUUCAAUUUGGCCAUCAAAGAUAUACCAGAGGUUACCCAUGAAGCAAAGAAAGCCUUGGCAGGACAGCUGCCCGCUGUUGGACGGUCUAUGUGCGUGGAGAUUUCUCUCAAAACCUCAGAGGGGGAUUCCAUGGAGCUAGAAAUUUGGUGUCUAGAAAUGAAUGAAAAGUGUGACAAAGAAAUCAAAGUUUCAUACACCGUAUACAACAGGCUGUCUCUACUACUGAAGUCUUUGCUAGCUAUAACCAGGGUAACUCCAGCCUACAGGCUCUCAAGGAAACAAGGCCAUGAAUAUGUGAUACUGUACAGGAUAUAUUUUGGUGAAGUGCAACUGAGUGGCUUGGGAGAAGGUUUCCAAACAGUUCGUGUUGGGACAGUGGGUACCCCAGUUGGCACCAUCACUUUGUCUUGUGCCUACAGAAUCAACCUUGCUUUCAUGUCAACCAGGCAGUUUGAGAGGACCCCUCCUAUCAUGGGGAUUAUCAUUGAUCACUUUGUGGACCGUCCCUAUCCCAGCUCUUCGCCCAUGCACCCCUGCAAUUACAGAGCUGGUGAGGACAACGGUGCGGUAUACCCCUCAGUAGAAGAUUCCCAAGAAGUGUGUACCACAUCAUUCUCCACCUCUCCUCCAUCUCAGUGUGUUUUUACUGUCACAAAGGCACAUUUUCAGACCCCUCCUCCUGUCGUGACGGACACCUUGAAGGUCCCAGUGAUGGGACUGGCCUUUUCACAUCAACUUUCCAGCUCUCGUCUUUCCUAUCAGCCUGCUGCCCUGGGAGUUGGAUCAGCUGACAUGGGGUAUCCCGUAAUCUUUGCUGGUGGCUUGAAUGCUGCACACCCUCACCAGUUGAUUGGUCCAGGCAAAGAGGGGGGAGUUCCCCCAGUUCCUAGCCAGCCAGCACAUGGCACCCAAGCUGACCAAGAGCGGAUGUGCACCCCGCUAGAUGGAGUCCACUACUCAGCAGCUACUCCUUCCAGUAGUGAGGACACAGAAACAGUAUCAAACAGCAGCGAAGGGAAGUGUGGCUCCCCACAUGACCUUUUGGAGACCAUCUUUAUCCGGAAAGUGGGAGCUUUUGUCAACAAACCCAUUAACCAGGUGACCAUGGCCAACUUAGACAUUCCUUUUGCCAUGUUUGCUCCCAAGAAUGUUGAGCUGGAAGAUAACGACCCCAUGGUCAAUCCUCCUGACUCCCCAGAAACUGAAUCUCCUCUACAAGGCAGCUUACACUCAGAGGGCUCCAGUGGCAGCAGCACAGGGAACACCCAUGAUGACUUUGUUAUGAUUGACUUUAAACCAGCAUUUUCAAAAGACGACAUCCUUCCAAUGGACCUGGGGACAUUUUACCGUGAGUUUCAGAACCCCCCUCAACUCAGCAGCCUCUCCAUUGACAUAGGAGCUCAGUCCAUGGCAGAGGAUUUGGACUCAUUACCAGAGAAGUUGGCGGUCCAUGAGAAAAAUGUCAAAGAGUUUGAUGCCUUUGUAGAAACCUUGCAGUGAAGGUAUUUUGCAGUUUUACUGCAGCACUUUGUCUUCGAGGCAUCCUGGAGAACAAUGUCAACAGAUAUCUGUAUCACCCCUGUUCUGCCUUUUGUCUCACUUUGACUAUUUCCUUCCAUCAAGUGAGCUUUCUUUGAUUGCUCUUUCAACAGCUCACCUGCUGGUUUUCCUCCGCUACUCCACUGCAUAGUUAUGGACCGCUCUUCCUGUUCACGUUCAGUUUCGAAUUUAUGACCAGUAGGUACACAGGAAGUCAAACUCCAAUGUAUGAAACUCAUUUUCUCUUCGGUCUGUUCUGUGUGGAGGGGCUUUGUGAACACUUUCCAUAUGUUUCCUCCAAAGAUCCCAUGGUGUAAGUUCCCUCGACCUAGUUUCUUGCUAACAGACUGUUUUUCCUACAGUCUUCGAUCCUGUUAGAGCAUAGAAAGCUUUGGCUCACUUCCAAGGUCUGCGAGUUCAGCAGAUCAGCAGUUUUAAGUCCAGGACAUCCAUUCCGCAGAACGGGGCAUUUCGGCCUGACUUCAGUGUGAGCGCUUGGAGCCCAGGGAGAGACGUCGGCUUUGGGACCUGCGUAACGCAAGUUACCUUUGUUUUCCUGCUUCUAAGGAACUGGGUCUCUACACAGUCGUUUUGUGAGGCCUUCUGUUAUGCUCGCUGAUAAGCAGGAGUGGAACUACAGAAGUGCUUUCCACAUUUCCUUCCUAAGUGUACUGACACUCGGCCAUGCUGAGUUUACCAGUGUUGACUGUGUUGGCAAGCCUGCACGUAGCAGCUGUGAUGAUGCUGAAUUCAUAGUCUCUGCUUUUGAAAUGUAACUGUAAAUACUAGGAAUCCUAUUUCUUUAGGGUUAAUGUAAUUAGGAGUCUUAGUCCAAGAUUCUUUCCUCUAACCCGUGCAAACUUUUCUGCUUUAUGGUUAAUAGAUGAUCUUAAUCAAGAAAUAUUUAUUGCUUUUAAAGAAACCUAUAUUUAAAAGAUGUUGUUUUCAUGUAGUAGUGCGGGUCAUUCUGCCCUGGAUCACUGCAGAACAGCAUGUGUGCCAUGGAACCCUGUCCCGUGAGUCUCCUUUUGCAGGAAAAUAUCCAAGAUAUUUAUUUUCUAAGACAGACUUGAUUAAUAUAAUACUCUGUUUUGGGGACUAUGUUUCCAUUACACCCAGUCAGGGCCCACUGAUACAACGAAAUGCACACAUCAGUGUAGUGGAGUGGUGGGGACUUAGGUUAAAAAGCUGUAUUCUGAUAGGUAUGGAUGAAUUUGCAGCAUUCUUCAGCCAUUCAGAAGGCAGCUUCUAUAAAGAAGCACAUUUUUGGGAGCUUAUGGUACUUUUUAAUCAGCUGGCUUUCGAUGAGCUGAAAUUUUUAUUUUUGUAAUGAGCUGGCUAUUAGCAGUUGUGACUGGCUGGCAGCACUCGGGUUGAUUUGGCUGUUGUGUGUCUUUUGUCUGACAUGAGGAGGAGAAGAGAAACAGUGACACUAAGCAGAAACUUAGAUAAGGUAGGUCUUCUCGUGGUUCUUUCCUCCUCCCAUGUGUAACAAGCAAGCAAUUGCAAGACCCCUUGCUGUCCUAAUCUAUGUUUGUUUGUUUUUUUCCCUUUCUCCAGAAGUGAGGUUGUUCUGUCAGUACUGAGGAACCAUCUUAGUUUCCCUAGAGUGGUUAAGCAACCAGCCUUCAAGUUAGUGUGAUGUGGCAGCUUCUUCAACUUUGCUGCAUUCUUAAUUGACAGAGAUGAUUGCUGGCAGGUGACAGGGGGAAGCCCAUCUCCUCUCUAGAACACUAAUUCUGUGCCCCUGGUAGAGCAAGGAACCAAGUUCAGAGUAGAGCUUAUUGUAAGGUCAGAUCAAUGCAGUGCUUGAACUUCAUUGGCUUUUGUGUUAAGUGAUGUGUUCCUUCCCAUGAAGGUUGUGUGAGUUCUAAAAGUCCAGAUAAGAGCUGUACUGAAGGAGAAUUACCCACCCCGACUUACCCAGCUUACUCAACCAAUCCAACUUUUCAGUAGCCUCACAAAAGUAGACGCACAGACAUCUUAAAGUUUCUAAAUGGCUUAGUAGAGGACUUAAGUUACGUGGGAUUUAACAAAUACUUGAUCCCCACAGCCAGAGCCACCUUGUUUUACAGGUAGAAGAGGUAUCAGAAGAGUGCAGAACAUAAGGAACGAGGGUAUCGCCUGGUUCUCAGCUCUGCUCAGGAAGCUGGUCUCCAUCACCUUGUAGGGGUGGUCGCUGUCACCUUUCCCUUAACUUACAGGCAGCUUGAGCUGAGCUGCAAAGCAGCAGAGAGGGGGAAAAGUGCUGGUUCACGCUGUAUUCAGGGAGAAGCCUAGCACAGAUUGAACUUCAUCUAGCCAGUGCUACUGCUGUCCUCUCGUCACAAUGAAAAGCUAGGGAGGUGGCAGAAGGCAUGCCAUUCUGCUAAUCCUGCCCAGGAGGUCCCCUGAGCCACGUACUUGCUCUCGUUUAGCUGCAGUUCCUAACAUGGCUACAGCUCCCCCAUCUCGUUAGGCAGCACUUCAGUGGGGCAGUUCUUUUCUACUUCAGCAGGCUGGACAUUUGCCUAUAUAAGCUGCUAGUGUUGAGCUGGAUGGCCACAGCAAUAAAGAGAUGCUCUAGGGCUGAGUUAUGUGCCUCUCUUCUGGACAUUCCUCAGCUUCAACACAUAGUUGCUACAUCUAGGUAGGCUCUGAGUUCUCUGACCACUGUGUAAGUGCUCUGCUUCAAGAAAGAGCUAGAUGCUGCUGCAGCCUGCCACAGCUUAUGUUAUGGGGGCUGUUUAUUUUUGCAGAUGUCUGCUCAGUUCUGUGUUAAAGACAGCAUGUGUAUAGCUGCUGCUUUACAGAUACUUUGGGUGAAGGGGAAGGCUCCUAAAUUGUAUUGUUUUGGAAACAGUCUCCAAUGUACUUCAAGUAUUCAAAGAAUUUCCAAUAAAACUUUUAUGUAAGCAA